AGUGUCUUCCCUCUAUUCCAGCACACUUCUCAAGUCUCUGCGACUCUUGCCAAUGCCCGACAGCGCUGCAACGGGAGUUGCACCGGCAACCCCAUCUCCGGCCCCAGCAAGGGCACGAGCUUCGUGCUCGCGCUGUCACAGGAGGAAGAAGAGGUGCGACAGGUUGUUGCCGUCAUGUAUGUCCAGGGCCUGGAAGAAAAGCUUCGCCGUCUAGGGAGGGCAGUGGGUGUUGGAGAGCAGAACGCGGCCCACGCCACAGAGGCCACGGCUGUCUUGGACAACAAUCGCCCAUUUAGUGACUUUGAGAUGCCGGAGACAGCAACGGUGGGCCAGGGACCUAGCUCCCACGGGAUUUACAGAAGCGAAGUAGCAAACGCAUCCACUAUUGCCGACAACACCGCCCCGACACAAGACCCUCUUGUCAGCCCACGGCCCGCAUCAAGCCAGACCUCGACAUUUGGCCAGCAACUUACAUCACUCUCGUUAGAAGCUACUGCUGAACGUCACUUGGGAUCGACCACGGGCCUCUCAUUCGCAGAGCUGACCCAAAUGGUCCUACGUCGUUUGACACCAGACAAGGCGGACUUUGUAUUCAAUAGUCAUCAAGACAACACUACCGGAACAAAUCUCUUGGACCUCAACUUCCCCUCAGACCCCUUCAACGACUCGUUCUUCCAGAACUUGAGUGAAUCCAUCUCCGUCCAUCCGUUACUGUUUGGUGACCUCUUCCUCCCUGAAUUUGCCGGAUCCGACGCCACCCUUGGCUCUCUAGUCUGGCCAGCCGAUGAGGCAUAUGUGCGACGGCUGGUAGAUUUCUAUUUUGCGCACUCCCAUACCCUGUAUCCCAUUCUGAAACGGUCCGAGGUCAUGGACGCCUUCGAAAGGAUCCAUCAGAAUCCUCAGAGCUUGGCGACACAAGCUCCCCUCGACAUCUUCAGGAUCUGGAUGGUCCUGGCCAUUGGCUCGACCGCUUACUCUUCUGUCACAUUGACUGAGGAGUCGGAAUCAAUGAUGUUCUACAACAACGCCCUGCAGUAUUCUGAGCAAGCUUUGGGAGGUGAUGAGAUGGUAGAAACACCUGUCUAUAACUUCAUCGACGAGGACGCAACUGACGAGAGCCUAGUCUGCCUUGGAGGCCAUAAUGCUCCAAGUCUCGUAUUCAUUUUUCAACCAACUAGGUCCAACGUAGUUUCCAUUACCUUAGGCCGCCCGUUCGCAUUGCAUGAUGACGAUAUAGAUGUAACGCCCCCAAAACUCCCUCCAGCCGUCGCUGAUGGCCGUUCCUCUACACAUUCUAUCACUACGAAGAAUUGCAGGCAAGAUUUCACGGCAGGUCUACGGGAAUUUCAAGAACUCAAACAUGACUUUACAAGAACGCGAAGCAAUAAUAGCUUCCUUACACCAGGAACUACUCGACUGGCGCCGGGCAUGCCUUUCCCGCUCCCAGACAUCGACGACAGAGUACCACAUCUCAACACAACGUGGUACGACUUCAACUACUAUACCCAUCUCGCCAUGAUAUACAGACCAUCCCCGCUAUUCCCCGUUUCAGACGUAAAGCGGAUUAAGAUGCUGGAGACGGCAGCGUCAAUGUCACUUCGUCAAGCAUUCAGCAUGCAUCAGCAACAACGAUUUGCCUACAACUGGUUGAAUUUUCUAGCCCUUUUCACGGCGACUCUAUCACUAGUCUAUGCGAUCACGGCUCAACCUGAUGACCUCGGCGUUGUCUUGAGAGACACGCGAGCUAUCGCUGACCUUGACCUUGCAACUCAGCUUUUCGAGACACUCGGAAUCAAGUUUGUGGCAGCCAAGAAGAUUCAGGGUAUGAUCGCCGAGAUAUCUCGGCGAUAUAAAGAGGUUCGCGCCUCGAAGGAUAUGGAGCCCAAUAUGGGAUAUCAGGAGUGA
Molecule: messenger RNA, 1905 nt
Organism: Penicillium mononematosum
Lineage: Eukaryota; Fungi; Ascomycota; Eurotiomycetes; Eurotiales; Aspergillaceae
Product: fungal specific transcription factor domain-containing protein
Exons: 4
Biological process (GO): positive regulation of transcription by RNA polymerase II
Molecular function (GO): sequence-specific DNA binding; DNA-binding transcription factor activity, RNA polymerase II-specific
Source: RefSeq, a predicted model, not a curated record